Molecule: messenger RNA, 957 nt
Organism: Schistocerca cancellata (South American locust)
Lineage: Eukaryota; Metazoa; Arthropoda; Insecta; Orthoptera; Acrididae
Product: piggyBac transposable element-derived protein 3-like
Exons: 1
Coding region: 1-957 (318 amino acids)
Molecular function (GO): sequence-specific DNA binding
Source: RefSeq, a predicted model, not a curated record
AUGUUAGAAUCAAAAGAUGAGGAAAUACCUAGUACUGGUGUGAAUGUAACAUUACACCCUCCUCUAAAUUCAAGUGAUGACGUAACAGAUGAAGAUUCUGGUGCUGAAGAAAAUCCAAGUGUAGAUAAAUUACCAGCAAGUCAGCUCAAUGCUACUGCGCUUUGUGAUUUGGCCAUUUUCACCAAUGGUAAUGCUGUGAAUGCAACAAGGAAACAAUCCUUCACCUCUGAUGUGGUUCCAGGACCCUCCAAGAGUAUGAAAACAGCAACAAUAACAACAACAACCACAAACAAACCAGCAAGGCUAUCGAAGAAUAAAGUUCUAAACCUCAAGAAAUAUAACUGGAAAAGUGGUGAAAUUGUUAAUCCAACACCUGUAUGGCCUCUAAUGUUCACAGUUGGAAUGAAGAAAGGGCGAACACCGCUUGAAUAUUUCCAACAGUUUUUUGAUAACGAAGUGCUUCUAAUGAUGGUCACAUACACAAAUCAGUAUGCAGCCAAGAGAAAUAGACUAGGUGAUUGUUCAGAAGAUGAGAUGUUGGUGUUUAUUGCAAGACUUCUGCUAAGUGGAUAUGUAACAGUGUCACGCAGAAAGAUGUACUGGCAAUCAGAUAAAGACAGUCACAACGACCUCGUAACAAAUGCCAUGUCCAGAGAUCGAUUUGACUUCAUCUUUUCCAAUUUGCAUAUAUGCAACAAUGACAAUUUAGAUAAAUCAGACCGUUUUGGGAAAGUCCGCCCAUUACUGUGUAUGCUGAAUGAUAGAUUCAAACAAUUUGCACCUCACGUGCGGCAUCAUUCUGUCGAUGAAUCGAUGGUCCCAUACUUCGGAAGUCACGGGUGCAAACAAUUCAUAAAAGGGAAACCAAUCCGAUACGGAUUCAAAUUUUGGUGUGGAGGCACCAAGUGGUGGAUAUAUUAUUUGGCUCGAGCCCUACCAAGGAGCUGGCACGUGUAG